Messenger RNA from Chaetomium globosum CBS 148.51, 1614 nucleotides. RefSeq lists its product as uncharacterized. The record is from RefSeq and is a predicted model, not a curated record. The transcript has 2 exons. Gene Ontology annotation, molecular function: phosphoprotein phosphatase activity. Bases 1 to 1614 code for a protein of 537 amino acids. Lineage: Eukaryota; Fungi; Ascomycota; Sordariomycetes; Sordariales; Chaetomiaceae.
AUGCUGUCGCGAGCCGCCGCGCGCCCAGCAGCAAGUCUCCGAGCGGCGACCCGCGCGGCCCCGUCUACGCUUCGACCGCGGAGUCUACCUGUCAUCUGGAGUCGGGGUAUGACAAAGAACAACAAACCGCAGCCAGCGCGAUUCGCGACAUCACCAAACCAAGCCGCACAAAAGCCGUCACAGCCACCACCCAGCAGUUCCAAACCUACCCCCGAACCUCCGAAAGAGCCCGCUCAUCAACAGGCGGACGACGCUGCCGCCCCCCAAGAACCAAGUGAACAACCGAUACCAGACCUCUCCAAGCUUCCCAACCUCACACAAGGCAUCCCAUCGACGCUCGAAUAUGAAACCUCGGGCGCAACUAACAAGUCUGCGCUGGCCGCCAUUGAGGAGGAAGUGGCCCAAAAGGCUGGGAGUGGAGGGGGUCGAGGCAAGGGCGAGCUGCCCGCGUCAGCGUACGUCUCAUCGACAGAACGCCGCCGCCAGAAGCUCACAUUGUGGGCCCUCGGCUUCACUGGUCUGUCCGCCGUCGUUGGUGUGGCGUACCUUGGCAGAGAUUGGGACGAGGAUGAACUGUCAAAGAACCCCGAGGUGCCCAACGGCUGGGACAUUGGUCUUUGGUGGAAGCGCGCCAUGGCCCGUAUGGGCGAUACCGUGACGUACUACCAGGAACCAGCCUUCGAAAAGCUCCUCCCCGACCCCGAUCCGUCCUUUGAGCGACCCUACACACUGUGUAUCAGCUUGGAGGACAUGCUAGUGCACAGCGAGUGGUCGCGAGACCAUGGCUGGCGGGUGGCGAAACGCCCAGGCGUGGACUACUUCUUGCACUACCUCAGCCAGUAUUACGAGAUCGUCCUCUUCACCACCGUCCCGUUCGCCAAUGGGGAACCCCUGGUGCGCAAGCUUGACCCGUACCGUUUCAUCAUGUGGCCGUUAUUCCGCGAGGCCACCAAGUACAAGGACGGUGAAAUCAUCAAGGAUCUGUCAUAUCUCAACCGCGAUCUGUCAAAGGUGAUCGUCAUCGACACCAACGCCAAGCACGUGCGCGAGCAGCCCGAAAAUGCCAUCAUUCUGCCCAAGUGGACUGGAGACCCCAAGGACAAGGAGCUGGUGUCUCUGGUCCCGCUCCUCGAAUUCAUCCACACAAUGCAGUACGACGAUGUGCGCAAAGUCAUCAAGUCCUUUGAUGGCCACCACAUCCCCACCGAGUUUGCCCGCCGGGAAGCUCUUGCUCGCGCGGAGCACAACAAACGGGUCCAGGCCAAGUCCUCCCGCGGAAGUGGCAUGAGCUGGCUCAGUAGCCAUCUCGGCCUCAAGCCGAGUAACAUGAGUCUGAUGGUGGCUCCCGAGGGGGAAGAGAACCCCCAGGAGGCGUUCGCCAAGGGAAAGAUGUUGCAGGAUAUCGCGCGUGAGCGCGGCAUGCGAAACUAUUUGAUGCUCGAAGAGGAAAUCCGCAAGAAUGGUGAGAAGUGGCUCAAGGAGGAACAAGAAGCCAUGGAGAAGGCCCAAAAGGAGGCCAUGAAGAGCAUGAAGUCGUCUUUUUUCGGCUGGUUCACCCCGCCGGAAGAACAGAAGGGUGGGAGCCCCAGUAACAGUGAAACCAAGCGCAACUAA